GAGAAAAUUUCCUCCCCGUCGUUAACGAUCGAUAGAUUUUCUAGAGGCACAGUCACAGAUAUCGUCUCAAAAAAUAUAACCAUGGUUUUGGAGAACCUUCUUAUGAAUUAUGAAAAUAGCCAACUACCAACACACGGAAAAGACCGUUGAAUUUUUGUGUCGAAGGAUGAACCGGAUGCCUCUCUGCGAACGCUGCAAAAAUUUCGUGGCCGCGUUCCUACGAUCCGUUAAACUCUUAAAAAUGUGAAGAGAAAUGUGAAGCGACACGAUAUAAAGCGGGAUUAGUUACGUCUCGUUAGUUUAUUUUGUACCUCCUGUAGAAAUGUUACAUGACUUAAUUUAUGAAGGUAAAGGGAGAGAAGGGAGAAGGAGGAGGAAAAGAAAAAAAGAAAGUAAUUAUAUGGGAGCAAAUUGUUAAUUGGAGUGAAAGAAUCGCAUUUUCCUAUUUCACCUUGAUCCGUUUGGAAAAUCUGACACAUCCUUUUUUUAGUCGACCAUUUCCGAUGAUCUUUCAGAAAUUCUUUCAUUUCACUGAAACGAUUCAUCGUCAAAAAGAAUUCGAGUUGGUCCGGCCAGUUUCUUGUUUUAUUACCGAUUUCUCUCCUACCUCUCCACCUUUAUUCCAAUAGUUUUCUCUUCGCGUCUAAGGGAGACUUAUCAUCGCGAAUGGACUGGCUCAAUAUGAAUAUUACAUGCAUACCUCAAAUUGGAGUGGAGCCAGAUGUGAGAGAAGGAUACAAAAAGAGAAAAAAAUAGAAGAAACUAUUGCUCGGUUUUUAAAUCGUAUCUCGCUUUCAAAUACUCCAGGAUCGUCUCACUUUUGGCCGUCUUCGUCGAUUUCACAUUUCCCUCUUCCUACUUUUUUCACUUUUUUCCCUCCGUUAUCGGACUUUCUCUGUGUACCCAAGGUUUGUCAACAAACGACGGCGAACGUGAUCUUCUCACCAAAGUCAUAUUUCAUAGAGACACCAUAAUUCAUAGAGAAAAAGUUCAUUUGUCAUUUUGUUAUAUCCUAGAAAAUUAUAUUACAUAAAAAUUCAUAGGAACACCAACGGUGGUAAAGACCAAUAUUCUGAUAAGAAGUAUGGGUCCUGUUUCCGAAUUGGAUAUGGAUUACUCAAUGGAUUGCUACUUUCGACAAUCUUGGCGUGAUUCUCGGCUUAGUUUCUUAGGACCUAUCAAGUCCCUCAGUCUUAGUAUCAAGAUGCUCGAGAGAAUUUGGCGUCCGGACACGUACUUCUACAAUGGGAAACACAGCUACGUGCAUACGAUCACUGUGCCCAACAAGUUGCUGAGAAUUUCUCAGGACGGGGAUAUACUCUAUUCGAUGAGGCUUACCAUUAAAGCGAAGUGUCCCAUGGAGUUACAGAAUUUUCCCAUGGAUCGACAAUCGUGCCCAUUAAUUUUAGGAAGCUAUGCUUAUACGUCCCAACAGUUAGUUUAUGAAUGGCAAGAAGGAUCGUCCGUAAACUUUGUUCCUGGAAUGGCACUAUCGCAAUUCGAUUUAAUGGGUUCUCCCUAUAGAAAUCUUACGUUUGUACGUCGUGAAGGCGAGUUCUCUGUUCUCCAAGUAUCUUUUAAUUUACAACGGAAUACCGGUUAUUUUUUGAUACAAGUCUACGUUCCAUGUGUACUUAUAGUCGUCUUAAGUUGGGUAUCGUUUUGGAUUCAUCGUGAAGCUACCAGUGAUCGAGUAGGUCUAGGUAUCACAACGGUAUUAACACUUUCUACGAUAAGUCUUGAUUCAAGAACUGAUUUACCAAAAGUGAGAUACGCUACAGCCCUCGAUUGGUUUCUUCUCAUGAGUUUUGGUUAUUGCAUCGCUACACUUUUAGAAUUUGCUGGGGUACAUUAUUUUACGAAGGUCGGAAGUGGAGAACUUCCAUUGGACGACGAAGAAUGGGAAAAUAUUUCGGACAAAGAGUACGAAAAUCCAUUUUGUACGAUCGCUACUUGCGGUCCUCAAACCAUUCAUCCAGAUAGUAUCGUUGACGAAACUUCCAGAAGAAGUUCCACCGUCUGCAGCGUUUAUAAUGACUCGGUAACGUACAACCGACGAUCUUAUCAACCCGUAACAAUUACAUCGAGACCGUCCACAAUGGAAAGACAGACGCAAACCGAACGUCGAUUGCCUAAAUGGAGACAAUUUUUAUACUGUUUGGCAGGUGACGAUGAGUUCAGAAGGCAACGACAACGUGAAGCAGUAAGGAAUUGCCGAAAAUUUGGAGAACGUGUAGCGAGACAUAUCAAUAGUGUAUCGACUAUAGAUAGAGUUGCACGAAUAGUUUUUCCAGCAUCUUUUGGAUUACUUAAUAUAUGCUACUGGGUCGUUUAUGUCACUUAUCAGGAAGAAUUUAAAUGGCAAGAUCCACCGAUUGGUUCGAUUUCUAAAUAAAAACAUACUUGUCAAUUAAAUAUUGUCAA
Vespula pensylvanica (western yellowjacket) is the source of this 2424-nucleotide messenger RNA. RefSeq names its product gamma-aminobutyric acid receptor alpha-like. Gene Ontology annotation, molecular function: neurotransmitter receptor activity; extracellular ligand-gated monoatomic ion channel activity; GABA-A receptor activity. Gene Ontology annotation, biological process: nervous system process; monoatomic ion transmembrane transport; regulation of membrane potential. The record is from RefSeq and is a predicted model, not a curated record. The coding region runs from base 1085 to 2395 and encodes 436 amino acids. Gene Ontology annotation, cellular component: neuron projection; synapse; membrane. Lineage: Eukaryota; Metazoa; Arthropoda; Insecta; Hymenoptera; Vespidae. The transcript has 10 exons.